This is a messenger RNA of Acanthosepion pharaonis, 2448 nucleotides long. NCBI's taxonomy places the organism in Eukaryota, Metazoa, Mollusca, Cephalopoda, Sepiida, Sepiidae. The record is from the annotation of a GenBank genome assembly.
AUGAUAUCCGCAAUAUCUUUGUGGUAUCGAUGUCUAUUAGCAGAUUUUUUUUCCUCGGGCGUUAAGGAGAAGACGGAAGGUCCAGCUUCUUCCAUUUUACUUGCUUCCCGCUUCAUUUUUCAUUGCAAAGUUUCUUUCGUUCUUUUAAUGUUACUUCUUUUUCUCAUCUCUUCUUUCUUUCUUUCUUUCUUUCUUUCUUUCUUUCUUUCUUUCAAGGUUACCUCUUUCUCUCCUCCUCCAUCUCUUCUACUAAUGUUGCUUCUUUCUCUCAUACACUUCUUCGUCUUCUUUUUUUCAUUUUUUUUUAAUUUUGCUUCUUUUUUUUCAUUGUAUUCCACUUUGUCUCAUUCUUUUUUUAUCCUUCUUCUUCUUCUUCUUCUUCUUCUUCUUCUUCUUCUUCUAAUGUUGCUCCUUUCUUUCAUCCUCUUCUUUCUUUCUUUCAAUUUUACCGCUUUUUCUUCUCCUUCUAAUGUUGCCCCUUUCUUUCUUUUUCUUUUUUCUUCUUUUAAUGUUGCUUAUUCCUUCUCAUCCACUUUUCAUUAUUUCUUUCUUUCCUUCUUUCAUCUUUCAAUGCUGCCACUUUCUCUCAUCCUUACGUUGUUCUUCUUCUUCUUAUUAUUAUUAUUAUUAUUCUAUUACUACUACCACUACUACUCAAUCGCAUGCUUUUAUACAUUACCCAUCAUUCUUUCUUUUUCCAUCACUUUUUAUUCUGUACCUUUUUUUCGUAUUAUCGUUAACUUUCCGAUAUCUAACGUUAUCUUUUUCAUUCGACGUUCUUCUUCUUCUUCUUCUUCUUCUUCUUCUUCUUCUUCUUCUUCUUCUUCUUCUUCUUGCUCCUCCUCCUCCCUUUAUCUUCUUCGUCUUCUCUAUCUGUGCUUACAAUUCCUGACGCGCUCUCAAUUUGUAUCUCAUUCAUUCACACUUAUUCUUUCAUUUUCUCUUUCCCUUUCUCUCUUUUUACUCUUUCUCCCCCUUUUCUCUCUCUCUCUCUCAUUCUUUCUAGCUCUUUCUCCCAGUUUUUCUUUCACUAAAUCCCCCCCUCUCUCUCUCUCUCUCUCUCUUGCACUUUCUCCCCUUUUCUCUCUUUCUUUCUCCCCGUGUCUGUCUCCCUCUCUCUCACUAGCUCUUUCUACUCAUUUCUCUCUCUCUCUCUCUCUCUCUCUCUCUCUCUCUCUCUCUCUCUCUAGCACUUUCUCCCCAUUUCUCCUCUUUUUUUUUUCUCUCCGCUACUCUCUCUCUCUCUCUCUCUCUAGCUCUUUCUUCCCAUUUCUCUCACUUUCUCUCGAAAUUUCUCCCUAUUUCUCUCUGUUUCACUCCCUCUCUCUUUCUCGCUAUUUCUCUCUCUUUCUCCUCGUUUACUCUAUCGCGUUCUCUCUCUCUUUCUUUUUUUCUCUCCGUUUCUCUCUCUUUUACACAUAUUCUCUCUCUCUCUCUCUCUCUCUCUCUCUCUCUCUCUCUUUCUCAACAUUUCUCUCUGUUCUUACUCUCUCUCUCUCUCUUUCUAGCACGUCUCGCUUUCUCGCUUUCUCUUCAAUACCUCUCUGUCUAGCUCUUUCUCCCCGUUCCUCUCACUUACACUCUCUCCCUAGCUCUUUCGCUUGGUUUCUUUCUCUUACUUUCUCUCUCUCUCUCUCUCUCUCUCUCUCUCUCUCUCUCUCUCUAGCACUUUCUCCCCGUUUUCUCUCUGUUCUACUAUCUUUCUCUCCGUUUCUCUCUCCCUCUCUCUCUCCCUCCUCUCUCUCUCUCUCUCUCUCUAGCAUUUUCUAUCCGUUUCUCUGUUCCACUCUCUCUCACUCUUUUUCUAGCUCUUUCUCCUUGUUUCUCUCUCUUUCACUAUCUAUCUCUCUUUCUUGCUAUUUCUCCCCGUUUCUCUCUCUUUCACUUUCACUCUCUCUGUCUCUCCCUCUCUUUCUAUCUCUUUCUAUCUCUUUCUACCUGUUUCUCGCUUUUUCACUUUUUCUCUCUAGCUCUUUCUGCUCAUUUUUCUCUCGAUAUCUCUUUUUCUUUCUCUGUUUGUCCCUUUCUCUCUCUCUCUCUCUCUCUCUCGAUAUCUCUCUCUCUCUCGAUAUCUCUUUUUCUUUCUCUGUUUGUCCCUUUCUCUCUCUCUCUCUCUAUCUCUCUCUCUCUCUAUCUCUCUCUCUCGAUAUCUAUUUUUCUUUCUCUGUUUGUCCCUUUCUCUCUCUCUCUCUCUGUCGAUAUCUCUCUCGAUAUCUCUCUCUCUCUCGAUAUCUCUUUUUCUUUCUCUGUUUGUCCCUUUCUCUCUCUCUCUCUCUAUCUCUCUCUCUCUCUCUCUCUCGAUAUCUAUUUUUUUUUUGUUUUCUGUCUCUCUCUCUCUCUCUCUCUCUCUCUCGAUAUCUCUCUCUCUCGAUAUCUCUUUUUCUUUCUCUGUUUGUCCCUUUCUCUCUCUCUCUCUCUCUCUCUCUAUCUCUCUCUCGAUAUCUCUGA